AUGGUAACUGUGCCAGACAUCGUUCAGAGUUGUAUCGUCCAGUUCAGCUCCUUAAUUGCUUCGGAUGGUCUCACUAAACAUGUCCUCGAAGUUCCCCUGCAAGCUUGGAGGGACGAACUCGGUCGAUUACGAGUAUGGGCAGGCAAUGUCGCUCAAGGGACCGGACAAUCUUCUUUGGAUUAUCGCCUGAGGGAUGCAUCUCACAUAAAAGUCCAGAUCCUGUCGCUCCUGGGGAGGGUCAAAGAGCUGCUCUUAGACCUCACAGAGGUCCUAGAGGAAGAUGCCGAUGCUGAGAAUCAAUAUCCAUACGCAGGGGCUGAAGGUCCUGGAGACUACCCAGAGAAUGACGAUAGCAUAACGGAGGUUCAGCAGAUCCAUCAAGGCAUCCUCGAAACAAUCACCCAGCUCUACCAGAUGUCCAUGAUGAUUCGCCAGCCAGUUCGUCACGACCGGCUGUUUGGAACACGCAGAGUGGACGCCGAGCCAUUUGUAUUCUGGGCUGGGCAGCAUGUCUCCAAUAAAUAUCCCCACGCAGAUGAGGUAAUGAUCAAUCGACUCAGUUUCAUGAUGGCGCGACAAAAAGCCAUCUUGAAAUAUCGCGAAAGACACCAUGCGAAACGGAGCCAGGGCGUUGAUCCAGAAAGUAUGGAAUCGACUAUGCCGCCCGGAACGAUUGUUAACGAUGCAUAUAAAGAGACCAAUCAACCAGACGAUACGGGCUCUGACCUUGGUACAUCCGAAACCUCAUUCAGUGGCACCUUAUUCGAGGGAGUAAUCGGAGAGACGAGAACACCACCGAUACCCGAAAAAGGGCGCGGGAAAAGCCCGUUCGGAUGUCCGUAUUGCUUCUACACCAUAACUGUUCGGGAUGAGCAAGCAUGGCUACAGCAUGUUCUGUCUGACUUGAUGCCUUAUGUGUGCGUCUUCCCCGAGUGUUCGACGCCAAAUAGGCUAUACGGAAGUUGUCAGCAGUGGUACGCUCACAUUCAGGAAACGCAUCCAAUCGCUGAUACUUCCUACCAAUGCGCCAUUUGCAAGCAUACACACCUCCCUUCUGUCGGGUUUCAGCAGCAUGUCGCUGGGCAUUUACAGGAGCUUGCCCUCUUUUACCUGCCACAGGCCAAGUUAACAAAGGGAAAAUUAACGGGAGAGACGGAGGAUGAGGAGAAGUUAACGAAGAAAAUGUCUGGGGAGGAUCCUCGAAAGCCGUGCGGGGUCUCGGAGACGUCCCAGCAGAUUGCCCUCAAGGAAGCUGCGGUUGAAGAAUGGAAGCUCGAGCAAGAACACAUGGAGAAGAAGGAAGAGGAGAAUGAGCGUAUCCUUAAGAAAAAGAGAGAAGAGAGGGGGGAAACAGAAAAAGAAAAAGAAAAGACUACGUGGACUAAGGUCCGUCGUAAACAUCUGAUGCCAGACACAUUGAUUGCAUAUAAUUUGCCUUGGGAUUGGGAUGAGCACAACACCAACUACAUUAUCAUCAAACAGUGCAUAACCGAGGAGUUGCAGGAAGAGCUCUUCGCCCACACUCGACGUAUACGCGAGGCAAAACUUGCUCAAACAUCCGACCCCAUGGCCCUGGCCGGGUUGAAGGUCAAUGACCGCAGUAAGGAAAAGAUGAUGCUGGCCCGGAAGAAGAGCCCUAGUCGUCGAUCUUGGAUAUUUGAAUAG
Molecule: messenger RNA, 1665 nt
Organism: Penicillium mononematosum
Lineage: Eukaryota; Fungi; Ascomycota; Eurotiomycetes; Eurotiales; Aspergillaceae
Exons: 4
Coding region: 1-1665 (554 amino acids)
Source: RefSeq, a predicted model, not a curated record